This is a messenger RNA of Panicum virgatum (switchgrass), 1170 nucleotides long. Its product is annotated as myosin tail region-interacting protein MTI1-like. The record is from RefSeq and is a predicted model, not a curated record. Lineage: Eukaryota; Viridiplantae; Streptophyta; Magnoliopsida; Poales; Poaceae. The transcript has a single exon. The coding region runs from base 1 to 1170 and encodes 389 amino acids.
AUGGCGGCGACCAAGCCGGCUCCUUCCCCAGGCACACCCUCGGCCACGGCUGCCCCUUCCCCAGGCGGGCAUUUAUCUUUCGCGGGGAUCUCUGAGGUUUUGGCGGCCGCUGAGUUCCGCCCGUGCGGGGACGAGGGGGGAACGCACCCAGAAAUUCCGGAGGUCCAGGCGGCUGAUCUAAAUGCCUCGGUUUUCCCCUGUUCUCAAGAUGCAUCGCUAUGGGUGAUUUCUGCGCCGGAGGAGCCCGAGACGGAGGUUGCUGCAUGUUUGGCAAACUUGUCGUUGGGUUGUGGCGAUCCUCUGGCCUCAGGGGCCCAGCAGCUUGUUUUGGGCCGGUCUGUAUUGGGCCCUGAUGAUGUGCUUGCUAACAGCCCGGAGGCCUUCCGAGUUUCAUUUGAGGAUGGGGUGGAGGCCAUGAGGCCCAUUACACAUGGUCCAGAGAUUGUGUCCCCGGUGCAGAUAGAUCCCGUCGAGGCGUCAUCGCCGUCCCUCUCGCCAAUUCGGUCUGGCUCGCCGGCGGGAUCCCCUCCGCCUGUUCCUGCUGUUGAGGGCACUGGAGUUCUUCCCCAAGCCGACUCUGUUCCCCCCUUCUCACCAGUUCCAUCUGUGCCGGUGGCAGCACCCGUGGCAGCUAUGCCGGUCCCUGAUCCGCAGGAGGAACCUCGCUCGGCAAUCAGGUCUCCUCUCUCAACUCGGGUAUAUUUCCGGCGCCGGUUCAAGAGAAAUUUGAUAUUGGCUGAUGCACCAGCGGACCCUCAAUCCCCGCAACCACCUAGUCCAAUGCCUCUUUCUCCAGCCGCUGCUUUUAUUUCAAAGCUUUCCAAGACUCCAGGGGAGCUGCUGCCGAUCCCUCACAUUAACAAGAGGAGGAAGAAUCUCAGACCGCCUCCGAGCGAGGCACCGCGGCGCAGCCAACGUGUGGCUGGGCUGGCUCCUCAAGCCCUAGAAAUCUGUCCCAUUCACCUCAAGAAAAGAGUCAUGCGUGCUCUGGAUUUAAAUGUUGGGGAUACUACACAGGACAAGGAGCAACUACCUCAGGAUGUUCUUGAUGAGUAUGCUAAGCAGUUCUCACAAUCAAGUGGAUCUCAUGUUAAAGCCUUGGCUGCCUUGUUUGGGCUGACUCCUCCGGAAGAGGAUUUUGGAGUCGAGUCGCCUGGAUUAUUGGCCUGA